Aspergillus clavatus NRRL 1 is the source of this 2538-nucleotide messenger RNA. RefSeq names its product threonine/serine exporter family protein. Gene Ontology annotation, biological process: transmembrane transport. NCBI's taxonomy places the organism in Eukaryota, Fungi, Ascomycota, Eurotiomycetes, Eurotiales, Aspergillaceae. Gene Ontology annotation, molecular function: transmembrane transporter activity. The record is from RefSeq and is a predicted model, not a curated record. The coding region runs from base 1 to 2538 and encodes 845 amino acids. The transcript has a single exon.
AUGUCGGAUACUCAUCAUGAUAAUGGAAGCUACGAGCUGCUCACCCCUCGGACGAGUCUAGAGAGGAACACCGCGGCAAAUCGCAGCAGUUAUGACGAUAACCUCCCGCAGUCGACGAACGCGGAAUCUCCCCAUGGCCACCAUCUGGGGCUUUCGGGAGACCUUUCACGGCCACACCGAGUGAGAUUCCGAUCGGUCAGUCAGUAUUGCGAGCCGGAAGAUCUUGUGGAUAACCACAGGGUGUUUUCGAACAUCUCAAAUAAUUCCUCGCGCACAUUGCUGAACCCCACCCCACGGUCCACUGAUGUCACUGAUAUGCUGCGGGGGGAGCCACUCGACAAGGAUUCGGACAUAACCGCAAGAUACGAUGGAUCUGGCUACAGCAGUGCCCCCUAUUCACCGUCUACACCAGAACGCGCUCCUGAAGCUUCCAGCCCAAAGGAACAUACACCAACCCGAUCGAGAUCAGCGAAGGAACGAUGGAAGGAAGCAAGUCGCCUCAUUCGACAAAAGACCAUGCGGCUUGGAGAGCGCUUAGGCAGACCUUCAGAUGACGGAGAAACGCUGGGAACCACGUUUAAUCCCGAAGAACUUGAUUGGGGGAUGCCAUUGCGCCGUUUUGACAGCGAACAGCGGAUCGGUAUGGGCGAGAGCACAGAUGAUGAGGGGCAACCGAACCCCAGCGCCGAGGCUCACCGUCUGGUUCGGAGGGUGACUCAGAACAAAAUUGUACGUCACCGAAAGCCCAAGCCUGCUUACCAGCGGUCUGGUCAGAGUACACCCGAGCGGCCGAGUUCGUGGUACGGGUCAUCCCGUCCUCUCUCCUUCAGCGGAGGCGGUAUUCUGUCUCAAUUGCUCAAGUUACAAGCAAGCCAGAAUGAGAAGGACACUUUCUCGGCCACCGAUGAUUCCGACAACGAGUCCGUCAUUUCAUCGGGAGCGGCGACUCCUAAGUCAGGAUCAGCCACCCCCAGGUCCGGCGCUGUCACUCCGAAGAAGGAGAAGCUCAAAUGGUACAAAAAGCCACAUCACCAGUCGACAGCUUCUUUGGUGGAAGCGUCGAUGAAUUUGAGCCGUGCUACCCUGCCGUCCUCCACGGACAUUAUGGCGGUGACCCAGCAGAAAAGGGGAAAGAGGAAGAAGCCAUAUCAGAAGCACCGAUUGGAGGACGAAAUUCGUGUGACAGUGCAUAUCGCAGAGAUUCUUGCGCGGCAGCGCUAUAUCAUGCAGCUCUGUCGCGCACUCAUGCGUUAUGGUGCCCCCACACAUCGCCUAGAGGAAUACAUGACAAUGACAGCACGCGUCCUGGAGGUCGAGGCACAGUUUCUGUACCUACCAGGGUGUAUGAUCAUGUCUUUUGGCGACCCUGUUACCCGAACAGCGGAGGUCAAGCUCGUUCGUUCUGCACAGGGAGUUGACCUAGGUCGCCUGGCGGAAGUCCACAGCGUCUACAAGAACGUCGUCCACGACCUAAUCGGGGUGGAAGAAGCCAUCCAGGAGCUUGAUGAAGUCAUGAAGCGGAAAUCUCGCUUCAGCAAAUGGAUCCUGGUCCCGGUCUAUGGUCUGGCCGGCGCCGCCGUCGGCCCAUUCGCCUUUAGUGCCCGGCCCAUCGACAUGCCUAUCAUCUUCCUCCUUUCAUCGCUCGUGGGACUGAUGCAGCGCAUCAUCGCCCCGCGGUCGAGUAUCUAUUCCAACGUGUUCGAAGUGACAGCAGCCGUGCUGACCUCAUUCCUCGCACGUGCGUUCGGCAGCAUCCGCACCACCGUGAACGGAGAGCAACAGUUUCUCUUCUGCUUCUCUGCGCUAGCCCAGUCAUCGAUCGCUCUGAUUCUCCCGGGUUUCAUGGUUCUCUGCAGCAGUUUAGAACUUCAGUCCCACCAGAUGAUCGCAGGCUCUAUCCGAAUGGUCUUCGCCAUCAUCUAUUCCCUCUUCCUCGGCUACGGCAUCACCGUCGGCACGACCAUCUACGGCCUCCUCGACCCAAACGCCACCUCCGAAACCUCCUGCCCCAACCUCUCCAUCUACGGCAGCAAAUACGUCCAACACUUCAUCUUCGUCCCCGUCUUUGUCAUCUGCCUCGCCAUCAUCAACCAAGCCCGCUGGAAGCAGUUCCCCGUCAUGAUCUUCAUCGCCACCUGCGGCUACAUCACCAACUACUUCAGCACCACCAAGCUCGGCUCCCGCUCCCAGGUCGCCAACACCGUCGGCGCCUUCACCAUCGGCGUCCUCGGCAACCUCUACAGCCGCCUCUGGCACGGCCACGCCGCCGCCGCCAUCCUCCCGGGUAUCUUUGUCCUCGUGCCCUCGGGUCUCGCCUCGUCCGGCUCCCUGAUCGCCGGCAUUGACUAUGCGAACCAGGUGCGCCAGAAUCUGAAGGGGGGCAGCAACAACACCGACACGAGUAGCCAGGACACCUCAAUCGCGAACCUGGGGUUCGGGAUGAUCCAGGUGGCGAUUGGGAUCUCGGUGGGGCUGUUCAUUGCGGCGCUCGUUAUUUAUCCCACGGGGAAGCGCCGGAGUGGGCUUUUCAGCUUCUAA